Messenger RNA from Melanotaenia boesemani (Boeseman's rainbowfish), 4340 nucleotides. It is a transcript of the gene fmn1, whose product is annotated as formin 1. Lineage: Eukaryota; Metazoa; Chordata; Actinopteri; Atheriniformes; Melanotaeniidae. Gene Ontology annotation, molecular function: actin filament binding; microtubule binding. Gene Ontology annotation, biological process: actin filament network formation; actin nucleation; cortical actin cytoskeleton organization. Gene Ontology annotation, cellular component: cytoskeleton; cytoplasm; actin filament. The coding region runs from base 979 to 4248 and encodes 1089 amino acids. The record is from RefSeq and is a predicted model, not a curated record. The transcript is spliced from 17 exons.
GCAAGUGAUCCAGUCCUGUUUACCCUCCUUCAGCUGUGGGUGUGGUGCCCUUCCAUCUGUUCAGGGUUGCUUCCUUUACCUUACGGAUGUCAGUGUGUUUAAAUGUCAGGAAUAGCAGAUAGAGAUGCCAUCUGUUUGAAGUUAUUCUGUGACAACCUCCAAAAUGCUGCACAGUAAAGCUACAGAAGAAUCAGCUGGAAAAUAAGGCAGCAGGAAUCAGAGGGUGCAGCUACAACUUGGAUCUGACUUUAACUGCAUGUGGUGGAGUUGAGUCAUUCCAGCCAGCGGUGCCAGAGAGCUGGGUUUGGAAACUUUUACUUUUCCAUAGCUUUGUGGAUUUUUAUCCUGCUCUUACCUCCUCUGAGCGACCAAACAGCAGCUUCCAGUUUUAGAUUUAGAAAAUUAGCUCUCUGUUAAGACAUGAAGGAGCUGUUGGAAUACGAAAAGAAAAAAACUGUUUAUUUUCAACAAACUGGAGCACAAACAGGUUGUAUUUUCUCAUGUGAAUUAGCUUAACCAUUUCAUGCUUUUAUCUGUUGAUAAAAACUUGAGCUUGCAUGAUGCUGGAAGCACUUUGGCCAAUUUAUGCAUGCGACUUGGACACACUCAUCACACCUGCUUGGACCAAAGACUUUUAUAGAAGCAAUAUAAAUAGUGAGGAGAUGUGUACACAGUGGAACAAGGUCAUGUUCUUCCUUGUCAAUUGUUUCUGGAUGACUUUACCAAUCCUUUCAUAGAAAUGUCUCAAUCACAGCAAACUGAGCAGCCAAAAAUUGUCUUGACAUUUUUCAGGAACGUCUCACAAGAGCAAAUAAUGCAGAAAGAGCCGGAUUCUUUCUCUGAUGUCAUAAUGUAGGUGAAAAGAUUACUAAAUCUUUGAGACAUCUAACCUCUCAGGAAGAAAUAAAUUACUCAGACACAACAAAUGAGAAAAGUGAUAAUUUGACUCUAGAAGAGCAGGAAAGCAGAGCGACAAACAUGGAAAAUUACUCAGAAGAACAGAGCUUUAGAACAAGCCACAAGCAAAGAAAUGAGGUGGAUAGAGACAAAGUUCAUGGCUGCGAGAAUGAUAAUUCAUUGCACGAUAAAUGUGUGUUGGAUGAAGCUCCGAAGUCUCAAUGUCAGCACAUUCCCACCGACAGCGCAAUAACAAGCUCUGAUUUUUCUGCUAACACAAAGGAAACCAACCAGGAUAUAAAACAGAGUCCCAAUAAUACUCCAACUGCACACUGCCAGGAGGAAUUUGUAAUGAAUACAAAUCUUGGUGUGGAUUUUGAACCUGUGGAGUCUGAGAAUAGCAGACAAGCUGAAACCGAACAUGCUGUGGUAACUGCGACACUCACAGGGCAAUCUGUUCAAGAACAGGACUGUCAGGAAGCUAAAGAUACAGAGGAGACAGUAUGUGUGAAGGAUGAAGAACUGGAGCACAAAGAUGUGCUUCCAGACUCUUCUAAACAGCUUCACCAUCCUUCCAGUCCAAGUGAUGCUUCAUCACAUAUUAUCAUAACAUCUGCACCCCAGUCUACUAAUCCUCUACCUCGAUCCACCCUUACCAGAGCCACCUUCUCUCCAGGAUCUCCUACUGACAAGCAGAUCCAACUUCCAGCCCUGUUCAGUGGCCUGAGGGUUUUGAGGAAAGGAGUUGUUGGGCCUGAGCAUGACACCGUGGCUCAGAUUAAAUCAUCUCCUCAGGGAACAAAAAAGGCAGUUUCAGCAGAAAAGCUGGAUGAUGUCAAAGCUCAGGGGGGCUUCCUGGACCAGAUCUCCCAGUUUCUCAGUCGAGAAAAGAAGGGAGAUGGAAAAGAUGAGGAGCUGGAGGCUGAAAAAGAGCAAGAUGAACCCAGAGUGAGUUCAAAUAAUAGUCAGGAAGCUGAGAGGGAAGAGCUUCAAACAGAAGAAGAUGCAAACGUCUCACAGUCAGUCGAGUCUGCAAAACCUGUGUCGAGUGCUGAGGCUGCUUUCGAUGCUUUCAAGGCUUUUUUUACCCCAAAGCCCUUAAAAAAGAAUCCAGCAGAAAAGGUCGACCUGGAGGUAGUAAGGAAAAGGAUAGGAAAUGAUAAAGAUGUACUAAGAACACUUUUUGAGAGAAGCUCCAAAAAGACACUGGAAAAGAAAGACUCAUCGGAUGGCAGAUCAGAGCCAUGCUCUCCAGGAGAAGGAGAAGAGAGAACUCCUGGUCGUCUACAAGCCGUCUGGCCACCUCUUAAAGAAGAAAAAGUUGGACUGAAAUAUACUGAAGCAGAGCACCAGGCUGCUCUCCUGCAGCUGAAGAGAGAAUGCAAAGAGGAGCUGGAGAAGUUACAGGAGGACUAUGAGUUGGAUCUCUCCAGGUUGAGGACAGAAAAUGAGGACAAUGUUGCUCGUCUGGAGUUGGCUCUGGCUGAGCUGCAGGCUAAACUCUCCCAGGUUUGGACCCUCCGUCCAGGGGAACACAGGGAUGCGGCUGUUUCCACAGCAGAUGAGUUUCCACACAAAUCAUUCCGUACCGUUUGCAUCCAGACAGAUAGAGAGACUUUCAUAAGAAGCCCUGAGGAUGGAGAAGCUUUUGGGAGAGCCUGCACAAGCCCACAGCAGCAAAGGUUGAGCCCCAAAAAGCUGGACCUGGCUUCAAUCAGCCUCACCUUGUCUAGUCAGAGGGAGGAGACUUUGUCCUUCACUUCAUCACCUGUAUCUUCUGAUCAAAUUACCCCUCAAGGAGACUUUUCACCUCUGUCAGAACAGCCAGCAGCUGCUUCUCAGACUGCACCAAUUACUUAUCCACCUCCUCCUCCACCAUGUUUGCCACCUGUCACAUGCCAUCAAGGAUUAAAUGGCCCUCCGCCCCCACCCCCACCUCCUCCUCCAUCCAUGUCAGGCAUUGCUCCCCCUCCACCUCCUCUUCCAUUUGGAGGCCUCAUUGUUGAUAAACCUCCCAGGAAACCAGCAGUGGAGCCUUCCCAACCCAUGAAACCUCUUUACUGGAGCAGAAUCCAGAUCCAGGACAACAAUAACAACAUGCUGUGGAGCAUUUUAGAAGAGCCUCAAAUAAUCAAUACCAGCGAGUUUGAGGAUCUCUUCGCUAAAACGACAACAAAGACAAAAAGAAAACCACUGUCAGAGGCUUACGAGAAGAAAGCAAAACCCAGGAAGAUCAUUAAGCUGUUGGACGGCAAGCGCUCUCAGGCUGUGGGCAUCCUCAUAUCAAGCCUUCACCUUGAGAUGAAAGAUAUUCAACAAGCUGUACUGACCGUGGAUCAUUCUGUGGUGGACCUGGAAACAAUCGAAGCGCUGUAUGAAAAUAGAGCACAACCAGAGGAACUGGAGAGGAUCAAGAAGCACUAUGAGACAUCAGAGGAAGAGGAUGUUAAACUACUUGACAAACCUGAACAAUUUCUCUACGAGUUGUCUCAGAUCCCGGACUUCGCAGGCAGAGCUCGCUGCAUCAUCUUCCAGUCAGCCUUCAUCGAUGGGAUCGCCUCCGUUCACCGCAAGCUCAACAUUGUCUCUUCUGUCUGUGAGGCUCUGCUGGGGAACGACAGUGUCAGGGAGGUGGUAGGACUGGUGCUGGCUCUGGGAAAUCACAUGAACGGAGGAAGCAGAAUCAGAGGCCAGGCUGACGGCUUCGGCUUAGAAAUUCUCCCCAAACUCAAGGAUGUCAAGAGCAGGGAUAAUCGUAUCAGCCUGGUGGACUACGUGGUGUCAUACUACCUGCAUAAUAUGGACAAGAACGCCGGCACAGACAAGAGUAUGUUUCCUCUGCCUGAACCUCAGGAUGUCUUCCUGGCAGCACAAGUCAAGUUCGAUGACCUCAACAGAGAUCUAAGACAGCUCAAACAAGAUCUAACAAGGUGUGAGAAAGAUGUAAAGAAAGUUUGUUCUGAGUCUCCUGAAGAACACCAGCAGCCUUUCAAGGACAAGAUGGAGGCUUUUAUUCUCACUGCACAAAAGGAGCAUGUGGAAGCUUCAUAUCAGCUGAUGACUGUACAGAAAAGUUUCCAGGACCUGGUUCUUUAUUUUGGACUAAAACCCAAGGUGGGAGAGAAGGGGGUGACGACCAGUCACCUCUUCAUGCUCUGGUUUGAGUUCUGUGCUGACUUUAAGGUCAGAUGGAAGAGAGAGAACAAGAACAUCUCAAAUGAGAGGUUAAAAGAGGCUCAGCAGUCAGUGAAGAGGAUCACUGGAGAGAAGAAAGUAGAGACGAGGAAGAUCAACCCCAACAGCCUGAAAGAGAGACUGCGUCAGAAAGAAGCUAGCAUGUCUUUAUCUUAAAAACUCACAGGAACAUCUACACAGCUGGAUCAGACUGGAUGUGGACCAGGAAACCAAACCAAUACUUUUGCAAUGAACACACUUGUUAAAUA